Molecule: messenger RNA, 3901 nt
Organism: Heterocephalus glaber (naked mole-rat)
Lineage: Eukaryota; Metazoa; Chordata; Mammalia; Rodentia; Bathyergidae
Gene: Tomm70
Product: translocase of outer mitochondrial membrane 70
Biological process (GO): protein import into mitochondrial matrix; protein insertion into mitochondrial inner membrane
Cellular component (GO): mitochondrial outer membrane
Molecular function (GO): transmembrane protein transporter activity; protein binding
Source: RefSeq, a predicted model, not a curated record
AGAGGGGAGGAGUCUGAAGUCUAGGUCUGUCCCGGCAUGCCCUGGGCUUCCGGUGACCUCUGGCCCUUUUCUGCAGUCCGCUCCCUCUGCCUAACGUGCUCUCUGCCUGCUAGCUUUCGUUUCUUACCUCCGGUGUGUCCUCGCACGCUGCCUGCCGACUGUGGCGCCUGCGACUGGUACAGGCGGUGGCACAGGACACUCGUCAUGGCCGCCUCUAAGCCAGUGGAGGCGGCUGUGGUCGCAGCGGCUGCGCCCGGCUCCGGGAGUGGAGUGAGCGGAGGUGGCGGGACUUCGGGCCCGGGCACUGGAGGCCUACCCCGAUGGCAGCUGGCGCUGGCUGUCGGGGCGCCCCUGUUGCUGGGCGCUGGAGCCGUGUACCUGUGGAGCCGGCAGCGACGGCGACGGGAGGCCGGAGGCCGGGGCGACGCCAGCGGUCUGAAGCGCAACAGCGAGCGGAAGACCCCAGAGGGCAGGGCCAGUCCAGCCCUGGGCAGCGGACAUCCGGAAGGCUCAGGUGCCCACCUGGAAAUGAACUCUCUUGAUAGAGCCCAAGCAGCCAAGAACAAAGGCAAUAAGUAUUUUAAAGCAGGAAAGUAUGAACAAGCUAUUCAGUGCUAUACAGAAGCUAUCAGUUUGUGCCCUACAGAAAAGAAUGUUGAUCUUUCCACAUUUUAUCAAAAUAGAGCUGCUGCCUUUGAACAGUUGCAAAAAUGGAAAGAGGUGGCCCAAGAUUGUACAAAGGCUGUUGAACUUAAUCCCAAAUAUGUGAAAGCUCUGUUUAGACGUGCGAAAGCCCACGAGAAGCUAGACAAUAAGAAGGAAUGUUUAGAAGAUGUCACUGCUGUGUGUAUAUUAGAAGGGUUCCAAAAUCAACAAAGCAUGCUAUUAGCUGAUAAAGUUCUUAAACUUCUCGGAAAAGAGAAAGCCAAAGAAAAGUACAAGAAUCGUGAACCUUUGAUGCCAUCUCCACAGUUUAUCAAAUCUUACUUCAGUUCUUUCACUGAUGAUAUCAUUUCUCAACCUAUGCUUAAAGGAGAGAAGUCUGAUGAAGAUAAAGACAAGGAAGGAGAAGCUUUAGAAGUAAAAGAAAAUUCUGGAUAUUUAAAAGCCAAACAGUACAUGGAAGAAGAAAACUAUGAUAAAAUCAUAAGUGAAUGCUCAAAAGAAGUAGAUGCUCAAGGAAAAUACAUGGCAGAAGCAUUAUUACUACGAGCCACCUUCUACUUACUCAUUGGCAAUGCCAAUGCUGCCAAGCCUGAUUUGGAUAAGGUCAUCAAUUUGAAAGAAGCUAAUGUGAAGCUUCGAGCAAAUGCCCUCAUCAAAAGAGGCAGCAUGUACAUGCAACAGCAGCAGCCUUUGCUGUCUACUCAGGAUUUUAACAUGGCUGCUGACAUUGAUCCUCAGAAUGCAGAUGUUUAUCACCACCGAGGACAGCUGAAAAUACUGCUUGAUCAAGUUGAAGAAGCAGUGACAGAUUUUGAUGAAUGUAUUAGAUUAAGGCCCGAGUCUGCUCUGGCACAAGCUCAGAAAUGUUUUGCACUGUAUCGCCAGGCAUAUACAGGAAACAACUCUUCACAAAUUCAAGCAGCAAUGAAAGGUUUUGAAGAGGUCAUAAAGAAAUUUCCAAGAUGUGCUGAAGGCUAUGCACUAUAUGCCCAGGCAUUAACAGAUCAACAACAAUUUGGUAAAGCUGAUGAAAUGUAUGAUAAAUGUAUUGAUUUAGAGCCAGAUAAUGCCACAACGUAUGUUCAUAAAGGUUUACUUCAGCUUCAGUGGAAGCAAGAUUUGGAUAGAGGUUUGGAGCUUAUCAGCAAAGCUAUUGAAAUUGAUAAUAAAUGUGAUUUUGCAUAUGAAACCAUGGGAACUAUUGAAGUGCAAAGAGGAAACAUGGAGAGAGCCAUUGACAUGUUCAACAAAGCCAUUAACCUGGCCAAAUCAGAAAUGGAGAUGGCGCACCUGUAUUCCCUUUGCGAUGCUGCCCAUGCCCAGACAGAAGUUGCGAAGAAAUAUGGAUUAAAACCACCAACAUUAUAAAACAAGAGGAAAGGAGACUGACCAGCCCUCUUUUUAAAAGAAGUUUACCCCCUGUUCAACUGAACUAUAAACACAAAGUCAUGAACAUGUUGAAUGGUGGAAUUUAAUAUUCCCCUUUGUGGUGUUGUCAGUCAUUACAUCUGUUUCCUGUUUAAGUGUUGUGGGCGUGGCUGUUGGAGGAAGUUUGCAGUCUUGCAGCUUUUACUCCCUGUGCAACAAAAACUUAGAACCUGUUAAGGGGAUAUUAAAAUACAGUUGCAGAGUACAAAAGCUAAUUGGCCAUGCAAAUAAAAACUUUGACUUAUUGAUUUGUUUUUGGUUUUAUUUAAUUUAAUGGGGUGGGAGGUGGUUAUAUUCUGGAUGAUUUUGUCUUUAUAUAUGUGUAUAAUAUGAGUAUUUUACAGUAUGUUGGUUUUUAAAUUAACACAGUAAGUGCUGUAAAAUAAGUUUAUAUUCAAAUAAUCCUUUAUAGUUGAUUUUUUUUUUUAAGGAUGCAAAGCUUCAAUGUUGAUUACAGUAAAAUUGAGAAACCCUUUAAAUCAUUGUCAGUAUGGAAAAUGGCUCUGAUUCUGCAGAACUUUAGAAACUGAAAGUUCACAGAAGUUGGUUUCCAUUCAGGAACAAAAUAUUCUGAGAUUCAUAGAUAUAGAUAUCUAUCUAUCUAAAUAUAUAUAUAUUAGAAGACUACUAAUGAGAAAUGGACCAGAAAAAGAGGUAAGAUGAAAAUGAAGUGUGUUUAUAAUUAUCCAUAGCUAUUUUGUGUAAAACGUACUACUACUUAAUGUACUUUUAAAAGGAAGUAUGGGUUGUUUAUGUGUAUAAUCCAAACAGAUGGAGUAAGUAAGAUAUAUGGGAAUAUUUAACUAUCUUAAAUUUUCUAAUGAAGAAAAAGGUAGGUAAAGUUUCAAAAAGAAUGUUAAGUCUUGUACCCAAAGCAGAGUAUUUUUUUGAAAAUGACAAAUUUAGUGCUUUAGGCUACCUAUAUUUAAAGAAUUUUAAGCCAAUAUUUUUAAAGAUGCCAAGUACAUGUAAAGUGCUUUUUUUGUAUUGAACUUGACCUCUAAGGACUAAUGGCCCAUGUCUGGUCUUCAGUACGAUUGUGACAGCUUUGGGAAGCACUUUAAGGUGUAUUUCUAGUCCCUUUUAUAGACCAUCCUUGUGGUUAUAUGCUAGAUUUUUCUGAUGAGGAAAUGGCUGUUUUCAUAAAGGAUCUCUUAUUUUGACAUAUCUAGGACAGGUAGAGAUUUAUUUUAAGUCUGAAUAUUAUAAAAGAGCAAGCCUUCUGUUACACUUAUCAAGAAAUUAAGUCUAAUUCUAGUUUACAUUGUUGAAAGUAAAGGAGCAUUUUACCCUCUUUAAAGGAGUACUUUAUCCUGUUAAAACCAAAAAGAUUUUGUUUAUAAAAUUUUAGAAAAUUAGAAAUUAUUCCCCUUCCAAAAUCAGGCUUUGAAAAGAUUGAAGAGGCCUCUGGCUGAUUUUAGUAGGGGCAGAUAACAUAAUUAAAGAUGAUUGGGACAAUGGGAAGUUGGAGAGCUCUGUAUUUUGUUUCUAAAUUAUGAAAAUCCCCAAAUAUAGAAAUGUUCUACAUCUCUAACCUCUGGCUUUUAAAAGAAAACGUUUUUAUUUGCAUGGCUAUAAUUACAUUAAUACUGACAUGUUCUACUCUUCUUUCUUUUUUUCCUUUGGGGUUGAGUAGAAAAAAAACAAAACUGAAGCAUGUGCCAUUCUUUACUAUCAUUCCAAAUUCUCACAGAGCAUUGCCUGUUGUGAAAAUAUUUGAAACUGCACUGAAAGCUGCAUCUGUCUGUAUCUUUUCUUUUGUAAAUGACCUCACAUGUAAAUUCACCAAAUAAAUAUUAUCUUCAAC